Molecule: messenger RNA, 11750 nt
Organism: Closterium sp. NIES-65
Lineage: Eukaryota; Viridiplantae; Streptophyta; Zygnematophyceae; Desmidiales; Closteriaceae
Source: the annotation of a GenBank genome assembly
CCCCAUUCUCCCUCUUUCCAUCACCCCACCCCAUUCUCCCGCAUUCCAUCACCUCGCCCCAUUUUCCCUCCUUCCAUCACCCCGCUCCAUUCUCCCGCUUUCCAUCACCCCGCCCAAUUCUCCCUCUUUCCAUCACCCCUCCCCAUUCUCCCUCUUUCCAUCACCCCGCCCCAUUCUCCCGCUUUCCAUCACCCCGCCCCAUUCUCCCUCUUUCCAUCACCCCGCCCCAUUCUCCCUCUUUCCAUCACCCCGCCCCAUUCUCCCGCUUUCCAUCACCCCGCCCCAUUCUCCCUCUUUCCAUCUCCCCGCACCAUUCUCCUGCUUUCUAUCACCCCACCCCAUUCUCCCUCUUUCCAUCACCCUGCCCCAUUCUCACUCUUUCCAUCACCCCUCCCCAUUCUCCCUCUUUCCAUCUCCCCGCACCAUUCUCCUGCUUUCUAUCACCCCGCCCCAUUCUCCCUCUUUCCAUCACCCCGCCCCAUUCUCCCGCCUUCCAUCACCCCGCCCCAUUCUCCAUCUUUCCAUCACCCUGCCCAAUUCUCCCCCUUUCCAUCACCCCGCCCCAUUCUCCCGCCUUCCAUCACCCCGCCCCAUUCUCCCUCUUUCCAUCACCCCGCCCAAUUCUCCCGCUUUCCAUCACCCCGCCCCAUUCUCCCUCUUUCCAUCACCCCACCCCAUUCUCCCGCAUUCCAUCACCCCGCCCCAUUUUCCCUCCUUCCAUCACCCCGCUCCAUUCUCCCGCUUUCCAUCACCCCGCCCAAUUCUCCCUCUUUCCAUCACCCCUCCCCAUUCUCCCUCUUUCCAUCACCCCGCCCCAUUCUCCCGCUUUCCAUCACCCCGCCCCAUUCUCCCUCUUUCCAUCACCCCGCCCCAUUCUCCCUCUUUCCAUCACCCCGCCCCAUUCUCCCGCUUUCCAUCACCCCGCCCCAUUCUCCCUCUUUCCAUCACCCCUCUUUCCAUCACCCCGCCCCAUUCUCCCUCUUUCCAUCACCACGCCCCAUCUUCCCUCUUUCCAUCACCUCGCCCCAUUCUCCCGCUUUCCAUCACCCCGCCCCAUUCUCUCGCUUUCGAUCACCCCGCUCCAUUCUCCCGCUUUCCAUCACCCCGCCCAAUUCUCCCUCUUUCUAUCACCCCUCUCCAUUCUCCUUUCCAUCACCCCGCCCCAUUCUCCUGCCUUUCAUCACCCCGCCCCAUUCUCCCGCUUUCCAUCACCCCGCCCAAUUCUCCCGCUUUCCAUCACCCCGCCCAAUUCUCCCGACUUCCAUCACCCCGCCCCAUUCUCCCUCUUUCCAUCACCCCGCCCCAUUCUCACGCUUUCUAUCACCCCACCCCAUUCUCCCUCUUUCCAUCACCCCGCCCCAUUCUCCUGCUUUCAAUCACCCCGCCCCAUUCUCCCUCUAUCCAUCACCCCGCCCAAUUCUCCCACUUUCCAUCACCCCAUCCCAUUCUCCCGUUUUCCAUCACCCCGCCCCAUUCUCUCGCUUUCCAUCACCCCGCCUUAUUCUCCCGCUUUCCAUCACCCCGCCCCAUUCUCCCGAUUUCCAUCACCCCGCCCCAUUCUCCGGUUUCCAUCACCCCGCCCCAUUCUCCCGAUUUCCAUCACCCCGCCCCAUUCUCCCGCUUUCCAUCACCCAGCCCCAUUCUCCCUCUUUCCAUCACCCCGCCCCAUUCUCCCUCUUUCCAUCACCCCGCCCCAUUCUCCCGCUUUCCAUCACCCCGCCCCAUUCUCCCUCUUUCUAUCACCCCGCUUUCCAUCACCCCGCCUCAUUCUCCCUCUUUCCAUCACCACGCCCCAUCUUCCCUCUUUCCAUCACCCCGCCCCAUUCUCCCGCUUUCCAUCACCCCGCCCCAUUCUCUCGCUUUCGAUCACCCCGCUCCAUUCUCCCGCUUUCCAUCACCCCGCCCAAUUCUCCCUCUUUCUAUCACCCCUCUCCAUUCUCCCUCUUUCCAUCACCCCGCCCCAUUCUCCUGCCUUUCAUCACCCCGCCCCAUUCUCCCGCUUUCCAUCACCCCGCCCAAUUCUCCCGCUUUCCAUCACCCCGCCCAAUUCUCCCGACUUCCAUCACCCCGCCCCAUUCUCCCUCUUUCCAUCACCCCGCCCCAUUCUCACGCUUUCCAUCACCCCACCCCAUUCUCCCUCUUUCCAUCACCCCGCCCCAUUCUCCUGCUUUCCAUCACCCCGCCCCAUUCUCCCUCUAUCCAUCACCCCGCCCAAUUCUCCCACUUUCCAUCACCCCAUCCCAUUCUCCCGUUUUCCAUCACCCCGCCCCAUUCUCUCGCUUUCCAUCACCCCGCCUUAUUCUCCCGCUUUCCAUCACCCCGCCCCAUUCUCCCGAUUUCCAUCACUCCGCCCCAUUCUCCGGUUUCCAUCACCCCGCCCCAUUCUCCCGAUUUCCAUCACCCCGCCCCAUUCUCCCGCUUUCCAUCACCCCGCCCCAUUCUCCCUCUUUCCAUCACCCCGCCCCAUUCUCCCUCUUUCCAUCACCCCGCCCCAUUCUCCCGCUUUCCAUCACCCCGCCCCAUUCUCCCUCUUUCCAUCACCCCGCUUUCCAUCACCCCGCCCCAUUCUCCCUCUUUCCAUCACCACGCCCCAACUUCCCUCUUUCCAUCACCCCGCCCCAUUCUCCCGCUUUCCAUCACCCCGCCCCAUUCUCUGGCUUUCGAUCACCCCGCUCCAUUCUCCCGCUUUCCAUCACCCCGCCCAAUUCUCCCUCUUUCUAUCACCCCUCUCCAUUCUCCCUCUUUCCAUCACCCCGCCCCAUUCUCCUGCCUUUCAUCACCCCGCCCCAUUCUCCCGCUUUCCAUCACCCCGCCCAAUUCUCCCGCUUUCCAUCGCCCCGCCCAAUUCUCCCGACUUCCAUCACCCCGCCCCAUUCUCCCUCUUUCCAUCACCAUGCCCCAUUCUCACGCUUUCCAUCACCCCACCCCAUUCUCCCUCUUCCCAUCACCCCGCCCCAUUCUCCUGCUUUCCAUCACCCCGCCCCAUUCUCCCUCUAUCCAUCACCCCGCCCAAUUCUCCCACUUUCCAUCACCCCAUACCAUUCUCCCGUUUUCCAUCACCCCGCCCCAUUCUCUCGCUUUCCAUCACCCCGCCUUAUUCUCCCGCUUUCCCUCACCCCGCCCCAUUAUCCCGAUUUCCAUCACCCCGCCCCAUUCUCCGGUUUCCAUCACCCCGCCUUAUUCUCCCGCUUUCCAUCACCCCGCCCCAUUCUCCCGAUUUCCAUCACCCCGCCCCAUUCUCCGGUUUCCAUCACCCCGCCCCAUUCUCCCGCUUUCCAACACCCUGCCCCAUUCUCCCGCUUUCCAUCACCCCACCCCAUUCUCACUCUUUCCAUCACCCCUCCCCAUUCUCCCUCUUUCCAUCACCCCACCCCAUUCUCCUGCUUUCUAUCACCCCGCCUUAUUCUCCCUCUUCCCAUCACCCUGCCCCAUUCUCCCGCCUUCCAUCACCCCGCCCCAUUCUCCAUCUUUCCAUCACCCUGCCCAAUUCUCCCACUUUCCAUCACCCCGCCCCAUUCUCCCGCCUUCCAUCACCCCGCCCCAUUCUCCCUCUUUCCAUCACCCCGCCCCAUUCUCCCGCUUUCCAUCACACCGCCCCAUUCUCCCCCUUUCCAUCACCCUGCCCAAUUCUCCCCCUUUCCAUCACCCCGCCCCAUUCUCCCACCUUCCAUCACCCCGCCCCAUUCUCCCUCUUUCCAUCACCCCGGCCCAUUCUCCCGCUUUCCAUCACCCUGCCCCAUUCUCACUUUUUCCAUCACCCAGCCCCAUUCUCCCUCUUUCCAUCACCCCACCCCAUUCUCCCGCAUUCCAUCACCCCGCCCCAUUUUCCCUCCUUCCAUCACCCCGCUCCAUUCUCCCGCUUUCCAUCACCCCGCCCAAUUCUCCCUCUUUCCAUCACCCCUCCCCAUUCUCCCUCUUUCCAUCACCCCGCCCUAUUCUCCCGCUUUCCAUCACCCCCGCCCCAUUCUCCCUCUUUCCAUCACCCCGCCCCAUUCUCCCUCUUUCCAUCACCCCGCCCCAUUCUCCCGCUUUCCAUCACCCCGCCCCAUUCUCCCUCUUUCCAUCACCCCGCUUUCCAUCACCCCGCCCCAUUCUCCCUCUUUCCAUCACCACGCCCCAUUUUCCCUCUUUCCAUCACCCCGCCCCAUUCUCCCGCUUUCCAUCACCCCGCCCCAUUCUCUCGCUUUCGAUCACCCCGCUCCAUUCUCCCGCUUUCCAUCACCCCGCCCAAUUCUCCCUCUUUCUAUCACCCCUCUCCAUUCUCCCUCUUUCCAUCACCCCGCCCCAUUCUCCUGCCUUUCAUCACCCCGCCCCAUUCUCCCGCUUUCCAUCACCCCGCCCAAUUCUCCCGCUUUCCAUCACCCCGCCCAAUUCUCCCGCCUUCCAUCACCCCGCCCCAUUCUCCCUCUUUCCAUCACCCCGCCCCAUUCUCACGCUUUCCAUCACCCCACCCCAUUCUCCAUCUUUCCAUCACCCCGCCCCAUUCUCCCGCUUUCCAUCACCCCACCCCAUUCUCCCUCUAUCCAUCACCCCGCCCAAUUCUCCCACUUCCAUCACCCCAUCCCAUUCUCCCGUUUUCCAUCACCCCGCCCCAUUCUCUCGCUUUCCAUCACCCCGCCUUAUUCUCCCACUUUCCAUCACCCCGCCCCAUUCUCCUGAUUUCCAUCACCCCGCCCCAUUCUCCGCCCCAUUCUCCCGCUUUCCAUCACCCCGCCCCAUUCUACUGCUUUCCAUCACCCCGCCCCAUUCACCCUCUUUCCAUCACCCCGCCCCAUUCUCCCGCAUUCCUUCACCCCGCCCCAUUUUCCCUCGUUCCAUCACCCCGCUCCAUUCUCCCGCUUUCCAUCACCCCGCCCAAUUCUCCCUUUUUCCAUCACCCCUCCUCAAUCUCCCUCUUUCCAUCACCCCGCCCCAUUCUCCCGCUUUCCACCACCCCGCUCCAUUCUCCCGCUUUCCAUCACCCCGCCCAAUUCUCCCGCUUUCUAUCACCACGCCCCAUUCUCCCUCUUUCCAUCACCCCGCCCCAUUCUCCCGCUUUCCAUCACCACGCCCCAAUCUCCCUCUUUCCACCACCCCGCCCCAUUGUCUCUCCUUCCAUCACCCCGCCCCAUUCUCCCGCUUUCCAUCACCCCGCCCCAUUCUCCCUAUUUCCAUCACCCCGCCCCAUUCUCCCGCUUCCCAUCACCCCGCCCCGUUCUCCCUCUUUCCAUCACCCCGCUCCAUUCUCCCGCUUUCCAUCACCCCGCCCAAUUCUCCCUUUUUCCAUCACCCCUCCUCAUUCUCCCUCUUUCCAUCACCCCGCCCCAUUCUCCCGCUUUCCACCACCCCGCUCCAUUCUCCCGCUUUCCAUCACCCCGCCCAAUUCUCCUGCUUUCUAUCACCACGCCCCAUUCUCCCUCUUUCCAUCACCCCGCCCCAUUCUCCCGCUUUCCAUCACCACGCCCCAAUCUCCCUCUUUCCACCACCCCGCCCCAUUGUCUCUCUUUCCAUCACCCCGCCCCAUUCUCCCGCUUUCCAUCACCCCGCCCCAUUCUCCCUCUUUCCAUCACCCCGCCCCAUUCUCCCGCUUCCCAUCACCCCGCCCCGUUCUCCCUCUUUCCAUCACCCCGCCCCAUUCUCCCGCUUUCCACCACCCCGCUCCAUUCUCCCGCUUUCCAUCACCCCGCCCAAUUCUCCCGCUUUCCAUCACCACGCCCCAUUUUCCCUCUUUCCAUCACCCCGCCCCAUUCUCCCGCUUUCCAUCACCCCGCCCCAUUCUCCCGCUUUCCAUCACCCCGCUCCAUUCUCCCGCUUUCUAUCACCCCGCCCAAUUCUCUCUCUUUCUAUCACCCCUCUCCAUUCUCCCUCUUUCCAUCACCCCGCCCCAUUCUCCCUCCUUCCAUCACCCCGCCCCAUUCUCCCUCCUUCCAUCACCCCGCCCCAUUCUCCCGCUUUCCAUCACCCCGCCUCAUUCACCCGCUUCCCAUAACCCCACCUUAUUCUCCCGCUUUCCAUCACCCCGCCACAUUCUCCCGCUUUCUAUCACCCCGCCCCAUUCUCCCUCCUUCCAUCAACCCGCCCCAUUCUCCCGCUUUCCAUCACCCCGCCCCAUUCUCCCGAUUCCCACCACCCCGCCCCUUUCUCCCGCUUUCCAUCACCCCGCCCCAUUCUCCCGCUUUCCAUCACCCUGCCCCAUUCUCCCGCUUUCCAUCAUCCCGCCCUAUUCUCCCUCCUUCCAUCACCCCGCCCCAUUCUCCCGCUUUCCAUCACUCCGCCCCAUUCUCCCUCCGCCCAUUCUCCCGCUUUCCAUCACCCCGCCCCAUUUUCCCGCUUUCCAUCACCCCGCCCCAUUCUCCCGCUUUCCAUCACCCUGCCCCAUUCUCCCGCUUUCCAUCAUCCCGCCCUAUUCUCCCUCCUUCCAUCACCCCGCCCCAUUCUCCCGCUUUCCAUCACUCCGCCCCAUUCUCCCUCCUUCCAUCACCCCGCCCCAUUCUCCCUCCUUCCAUCAACCCGCCCCAUUCUCCCGCUUUCCAUCACCCCGCCCCAUUCUCCCGCUUCCCAUAACCCCACCCCAUUCUCCCGCUUUCCAUCACCCCGCCACAUUCUUCCACUUUCCAUCACCCCGCCCCCUUCUCUCUCCUUCCAUCACCCCGCCCCAUUCUCCCUCCUUCCAUCACCCCGCCCCAUUCUCCCGCUUUCCAUCACCCGGCCCCAUUCUCCCGCUUUCCAUCACCCAGCCCCAUUCUCCCGCUUUCCAUCACCCCGCCCCAUUUUCCCGCUUUCCAUCACCCCGCCCUAUUCUCCCGCUUUCCAUCACCCCGCCCCAUUCUCCCGCUUCCCAUAACCCCACCCCCUUCUCCCGCUUUCCAUCACACCGCCACAUUCUCCCGCUUUCUAUCACCCCGCCCCAUUCUCCCUCCUUCCAUCACCCCGCCCCAUUCUCCCGCUUUCCAUCACCCCGCCCCAUUCUCCUGAUUUCCAUCACCCCACCCCAUUCUCCCGCUUUCCAUCACCCCGCCCCAUUCUCCCGCUUUCCAUCACCCCGCCCCAUUCUCCCGCUUUCCAUCAUCCCGCCCCAUUCAACCUCCUUCCAUCACCCCGCCCCAUUCUCCCGCUUUCCAUCACUCCGCCCCAUUCUCCCUCCUUCCAUCACCCCGCCCCAUUCUCCCUCCUUCCAUCACCCCGCCCCCAUUCUCCCGCUUUCCAUCACCCCGCCCCAUUCUCCCGCUUCCCACAACCCUAUCCCAUUCUCCCGCUUUCCAUCACCCCGCCACAUUCUCCCACUUUCCAUCACCCCGCCCCCUUCUCUCUCCUUCCAUCACCCCGCCCCAUUUUCCCUCCUUCCAUCACCCCGCCCCAUUCUCCCGCUUUCCAUCAGCCCACCCCAUUCUCCCGCUUUCCAUCAUCCCUCCCCUUUCUCCCGAUUUCCAUCUCCACGCCCCAUUCUCCCGCUUCCCAUCAACCCGCCCCAUUCUCCCGCUUUCCAUCACCCCGCCCCAUUCUUCCGCUUCCCAUCAUCCCGCCCCAUUCCCCCGCUUUCCAUCACCCCUCCCCAUUCUCCCUCCUUCCAUCACCCCGCACCAUUCUCUCGCUUUCCAUCACCCCACCCCAUUCUCCCGCUUUCCAUCACCCCGCCCCAUUCUCCCGCUUUCCAUCACCCCGCCCCAUUCUUCCUCCUUCCAUCACCCCGCCCCAUUCUCCCUCCUUCCAUCACCCCGCCCCAUUCUUCCUCAUUCCAUCACCCCGCCCCAUUCUCCCGCUUUCCAUCAUCCCGCCCCAUUCUUUCGCUUCCCAUAACCCCACCCCAUUCUCCUGCUUUCCAUCACCACGCCACAUUUUCCCACUUUCCAUCACCCCGCCCCCUUCUCUCUCCUUCCAUCACCCCGCCCCAUUCUCCCUCCUUCCAUCACCCCGCCCCAUUCUCCCGCUUUCCAUCAGCCCGCCCUAUUCUCCCGCUUUCCAUCACCCCGCCCCUUUCUCCCGCUUUCCAUCACCCCGCCCCAUUCUCCCGCUUUCCAUCACCCCGCCCCAUUCCCCAUUCUCCCGCUUUCCAUGACCCCGCCCCAUUUUUCCUCUUUCCAUCACCCCGCCCCAUUCUCCUACUUUCCAUCACCCUGCCCCAAUCUCCCGCUUUCCAUCACCUCGCCCCAUUCUCCCUCCUUCCAUCACCCCGCCCCAUUCUCCCGCUUUCCAUCACCCCGCCCCAUUCUCCCGCUUUCCAUCACCCAGCCCCAUUCUCCCGCUUUCCAUCACCCCGCCCCAUUCUCCCGCUUUCCAUCACCCCGCCCCAUUCUCCCGCUUUCCAUCACCCCGCCCCAUUCUCCCUCCUUCCAUCACCCCGCCCCAUUCUCCCGCUUUCCAUCACCCCGCCCCACUCUCCCGCUUCCCAUAACCCCACCCCAUUCUCCCGCUUUCCAUCACCCCACCACAUUUUCCCGUUUUCUAUCACCCAGCCCCAUUCUCCCUCCUUCCAUCACCCCGCCCCGUUCUCCCACUUUCCAUCACCUCGCCCCAUUCUCCCGAUUUCCGUCACCCCGCCCCAUUCUCCCGCUUUCCAUCACCCCGCCCCAUUCUCCCGCUUUCCAUCACCCCGACCCAUUCUCCCGCAUUCCAUCAUCCCGCCCCAUUCUCCCUCCUUCCAUCACCCCGCCCCAUUCUCCCGCUUUCCAUCACUCCGCCCCAUUCUCCCUCCUUCCAUCGCCCCGCCCCAUUCUCCCUCCUUCCAUCACCCCGCCCCAUUCUCCCGCUUUCCAUCACCCCGCCCCAUUCUCCCGCUUCCCAUAACCCCACCCCAUUCUCCCGCUUUCCAUCACCCCGCCACAUUGUCCCACUUUCCAUCACCCCGCCCCCUUCUCUCUCCUUCCAUCACCCCGCCCCAUUCUCCCUCCUUCCAUCACCCCGCCCCAUUCUCCCGCUUUUCAUCAACCCGCCCCAUUCUCCCGCUCUCCAUCACCCCUCCCCUUUCUCCCGCUUUCCAUCUUCCCGCCCCAUUCUCCCGCUUUCCAUCACUCCGCCCCAUUCUCCCGCCUUCCAUCACCCCGCCCCAUUAUCCCUCCUUCCAUCACCCCGCCCCAUUCUCCCGCUUUCCAUCACUCCGCCCCAUUCUCCCGCUUUCCAUCACCCCACCCCAUUCCUUCGCUUUCCAUCACCCCGCCCCAUUCUCCUGUUUCCAUCACGCCGCCCCAUUCUCCCGCUUUCCAUCACCCCGCCCCAUUCUCCUGCUUUCCAUCACCCCGCCCCAAUCAUCGUCUUUCCAACACCCCACCCCAUUCUCCCUCCUUCCAUCACCCCGCCCUAUUCUCCUGCCUUCCAUCACCCCGCCCCAUUCUCCCGCUUUCCAUCACCUCGCCCCAUUUUCCCGUCUUCCAUCACCCCGCCACAUUCUCCUGCUUUCCAUCACCCCGCCCCAUUCUCCCACUUUCCACCUCCCCGCCCCAUUCUCCCGCUUUCCAUCACCCUGCCCCAUUCUCCCGCUUUCCAUCACCCCACCCCAUCCUCCCACCUUCCAUCACCCCGCCCUAUUCUCCCUCCUUCCAUCACCCCAAACCAUUCUCCCGCUUUCCAUCACCCCACCCCAUUCUCCCGCUUUCCAUCACCCCGCCCCAUUCUCUUCCUUUCCAUCACCCCGCCCCAUUCUCCCGCUUUCCAUCACUCCGCCCCAUUCUCCCGCUUUCCAUCACCCCACCCCAUUCUCCCGCUUUCCAUCACCCCGCCCCAUUCUCCCGCUUUCCAUCACCCCGCCCAAUUCUCCCGCUUUCCAUCACCCCGCCCCAUUCUCCUGCUUUCCAUCACCCCGCCCCAAUCUCCCUCUUUCCAUCACCCCACCCCAUUCUCGCUCCUUCCAUCACCUCGCCCCAUUCUCCUGCCUUCCAUCACCCCGCCCCAUUCUCCCGCUUUCCAUCACCCCGCCCCAUUUUCCCGUUUUCCAUCACCCCGCCACAUUCUCCUGCUUUCCAUCACCCCGCCCCAUUCUCCCACUUUCCACCUCCCCGCCCCAUUCUCCCACUUUCCAUCACCCCGCCCCAUUCUCCCGCUUUCCAUCACCCCACCCCAUCCUCCCACCUUCCAUCACCCCGCCCCAUUCUCCCUCCUUCCAUCACCCAAAACAAUUCUCCCGCUUUCAAUCACCCCACCCCAUUCUCCCGCUUUCCAUCACCCCGCCCCAUUCUCUUCCUUUCCAUCACCCCGCCCCAUUCUCCCGCUUUCCAUCACCCUGCCCCAUACUCCUGCUUUCCAUCACCCCGCCCCGUUCUCCUGCUUUCCAUCACCCCGCCCCAUUCUCCCGCUUUCCAUCACCCCGCCCCAUUCUCCUGCUUUCUAUCACCCCGCCCCAUUCUCCCUCCAUCCAUCACCCCGCCCCAUUCUCCCUCCUUCCAUCACCCCGCCCCAUUCUCCCUCCUUACAUCACCCCUUCCCAUUCUCCUGCUUUCCAUCACCCCGCCCCAUUCUCCCGCUUUCCACCACCUCGCCCCAUUCUCCCGCCUUCCAUCACCCCGCCCCAUUAUCCCUCCUUCCAUCACCCCGCCCCAUUCUCCCGCUUUCCAUCACUCCGCCCCAUUCUCCUGCUUUCCAUCACCCCACCCCAUUCUCCCGCUUUCCAUCACCCCGCCCCAUUCUCCCGCUUUCCAUCACCCCGCCCCAUUCUCCCUCCUUCCAUCACCCCAAACCAUUCUCCCGCUUUCCAUCACCCCACCCCAUUCUCCCGCUUUCCAUCACCUCGCCCCAUUCUCUUCCUUUCCAUCACCCCGCCCCAUUCUCCCGCUUUCCAUCACCCUGCCCCAUACUCCCGCUUUCCAUCACCCCGCCCCAUUCUCCCUCCUUCCAUCACCCCACCCCAUGCUCCCGCUUUCCAUCAUCCCGCCCCAUUCUCCCGCUUUCCAUCACACCGCCCCAUUCUCCCGCUUUCCAUCACCCCGCCCCAUUCUCCCAUCACCCCGCCUCAUUCUCCCGCUUUCCAUCACCACGCCCCAUUCUCCCGCUUUCCAUCACCCCGCCCCAUUCUCCCGCUUUCCAUCACUCCGCCCCAUUCUCCCGCUUUCCAUCACCCCGCCCCAUUCUCCCGCUCUCCAUCACCCCGCCCCAUUCUUCUCCUUCCAUCACCCCGCCUCAUUCUACCUCCUUCCAUCACCCCGCCCUAUUCUCCUGCCUUCCAUCACCCCGCCCCAUUCUCCCUCUUUCAAUCACCCCGCCCCAUUUUCCCGUUUUCCAUCACCGCGCCACAUUCUCCUGCUUUCCAUCACCCCGCCCCAUUCUCCCACUUUCCACCUCCCCGCCCCAUUCUCCCGCUUUCCAUCACCCUGCCCCAUUCUCCCGCUUUCCAUCACCCCACCCCAUCCUCCCACCUUCCAUCACCCCGCCCUAUUCUCCCUCCUUCCAUCACCCCAAACCAUUCUCCCGCUUUCCAUCACCCCACCCCAUUCUCCCGCUUUCCAUCACCCCGCCCCAUUCUCUUCCUUUCCAUCACCCCGCCCCAUUCUUCCGCUUCCCAUCAUCUCGCCCCAUUCCCCCGCUUUCCAUCACCCCUCCCCAUGCUCCCUCCUUCCAUCACCCCGCCCCAUUCUCUCGCUUUCCAUCACCCCGCCCCAUUCUCCCGCUUUCCAUCACACCGCCCCAUUCUCCCGCUUUCCAAUACCCCGCCCCAUUCUCCCGCUUUCCAUCACCCUGCCCCAUUCUCGCGCUUUCCAUCACCCUGCCCCAUUCUCCCUCCUUCCAUCACCCCGCCCCAUUCUCCCGCUUUCCAUCACCCCGCCCCAUUCUCCCGCUUCCCAUAA